CAAACAACUUCCCAGAAGCAUUAUCAAACUGACUGUGAUAGGAUGACCUGAACUGCAGCGAAAAACAACAUGCCAUUCCUGCGAAUAGGCGCAGCCUUAACGGGCGGAGUCGCUAGGGCCGCCGCGCGUCUGCGUAACAAUAGACACGACCACGCCAAGCAGGAUGACCUCUUCUUCGCAGAGGACGAGCCUGCAGAGUCUGCAUGCAUAUCUGGACCUCCUGGUCCGAAGUGCCUAUUCGGACGGGAACGCGAACUCGCGAAUCCUCCGGAGCUCGCCCCGCCUUCGCCCGGGCAUCCGGAAGAGGCGCUGGGCGCUGCUCAGGCGGUGCAGCCGCUAGUGCAGCCGGAACUUAAUAGCUUCAACGAGGCCUUCGUGCAGGCGGUGGCGUCUUCGUCUUGCGACGACACUGCCGGACACUCAGACUUCUGCUCGGUGGGGAGCUUUGAGGCGCGGCGGAGAGCUGUCAGCGUGAAGAAGGUCCGCGACUGGGAUGUGGACUGCGCGGUGGAGCCCAGCACUCCGGGGCCAGAGCCGGAGCCGGAGCUCUCAGGUCUGCCAGGGAGUCGCGACAGCAGUUUGGGUGGAGCCGAGCCUGAGCUAACUGCGGUAGCACCGCUUGUGGUGCCCACUGGCGGUGCCGCUGCGCGGCUUGCGCAGCCCACACACCUGGCAUUAUCAACGGCGGCUCCGGCGGCGGGUGACGUGAGCGGCUCGAGCGGCAGCAGUGGUGGCGACACGGCGGCGUCUGGUGCCUCAGUUGGCCAGGUGCUAUCCUCCUCCUCCUCUGGGAGCCCCUCCAGCUCAAUCAAAGUUCCCGAUCCCGUGGUCGCAAGCACGGCCGCCGCGACCGGGUGCAAGGGCGCCAUCGAGGCGUCAAACGCUGCGGCAGGGAGCAGCAAGUCGUCUUUCAGCAAGCCGGCGCCGGGGCCAGCACCAGCAACCGCUGCAGCGGCGAUGGCUGCGUUUGUGCCGGCCUCGCCGGCGCCUGCGUCAGCCAGCCCCGUGCCGGCUGAUGGGCGGGGUGCCGGCGGUGCGGCCGGCUGCUCGCGCCUGGCGGCGGUGGGCUUUGGCGACGUGGUGGGCGCCGGGGCCGAGCCGCAGGCCGCGGUGGCGGCGGCGCUGGGCGGCCGUGCCCCUGUGCACGUGGGCUACUCGGCGCCGCACGUGGUGAAGGCGGCCGCCGCGGCGUCGUCGCGAGCUGUCGUGGCGACGGCGGCGGCCAUGGCGCGGCCGCACCCGGCGGCGCUGCCGGCGGUGCCGCCGCUGAUGAUCCUUCGUGACGCCAACGACGUGCCGCUGCCGGCGGCGCAGCAGCUGGCGGCGCGCGCCGCCUCCAUGGCCUCUCGCGGCAGCAGCGCGCGGCACAGCCUGGACGUCACCGCCGCGAGCGCGGGCGCGACGGUGGCCGACAUCUCAGCCGCCGCCGUCGCUGGCGCAGACGUCGCGGUGGAGGCCAUGGUGGUGGACAGCCCGCUGCCGCCCAGCAUCCUGGAGACGCGGCCGCCCGACGUGUCCAGCCUCUUGGCCAUCCGCAAGCAGGUGGAGGUGCUGCGCCUCAUGCACCUGCAGCGACAGGCCGCGGCGCUGCUGGCGGCGCCGGCGGCGGGGCGCGGCAGCGCCGUCGACAGCACGGCGGGGAUGAGGGCGGGGGUGCCAGCCGCUGGCGCCCCUGGCGGCACAGCCAGCGACACACGCACCACGCGGCCGCUGGACCUGACCAGUGCCGCCGCCGCGGCCGUGGCGGAGGUGCGCGCCGCUAUGGCCGCCGCAGAGGCGGCGGCGUCUGCGGGGUCUGGUGCCGCCGCCGACGGCCGGAGCUCCUCCGGCUCCGCACCCUUUACGGCGUCGUCUCAGCAGACAUCGGCAUCGCAGGUGCCCUUCAGCGCCUCGCCGCCGAGCAGUCCAGUCAUGUCGACGCCGAGCGUGACCGUGCUGGCCAGCAGCAGCCCGCCGCCGUCACUGCCGGCGUCGCCGCUGCGCCCCUCUGCCAACGGCAGCGGCCACGGACGCGGCCACACACGGCACUUCUCCAUUGACGCGUCGCCGCCGCACUCCUCGCCGAUGCAGCUGCUGCAGCAGGCGGAUCCCGGCAAGGCCGCUACGGGCGUGGGCUACUCGGUGGCAUCUGCGCAAAGCUCUGGUGCCAGAGCCGCUUCGCCGAGGCCGUCGCCGCUGCAGCCGCAGUACAACGCAACCGUUGGCGGCGGCAGCACUGCGGCGGCGGCGGCUGCCAUGGGCGGCUUGUCGGCUCUGUCUUUGUCGGCGCCGCUGCCGCUGGCGCCUUCAUCCGUGGCGAGUCCGGCGGCUGCGCCACGGGCGGCCUCGCCGCCGCCGCGGUCGCCGCUGUCUGUCAGCAGCACUGGCAUGUCCACUGCAGUGUCGCCGGCUGACAUCCAGCGGCAGCAGGCGCAGCUGAAGGUGCAGAUCGAGGCGCUGCAGCGGCAGAUCGCUCUCAAGCAGCAGGCGGCCCGGACACCGGCCGGCUCAGGGCAGCCCCCGUCGCCUCCAGCGUCGUAUUCGCAACAGCAGCAGCAGCAGUGGCAGCAGCAGUGGCAGCAGCAGUGGCAGCAGCAGUGGCAGCAGCAGAUGAUGAAUCCCAUGAUGCAGAUGAUGAAUCCCAUGAUGCCCAUGAUGACACCGCAGCAGGCGUGGCCGGCGGACGCCGCCCAGGCGACCAUCUCGCGCACGUGCAUGCCGAUGCAGCAACAGCUGGGCUCCUCCGGCCACAUGCAGGCUGCCUGCGGGCAGCACCCGGGCUCCGGCGCUGCCGCCGCCGGCGGCUCGGGCCUCGGCGGCUCCCCCUUCAGCACUGCGGCCAUGGGCGACGGCGACGUCGCUGCCGAGGGCGGCGGCGGCGAGGGCGAGCUGCUGUCGUCGCACCCCUCCUUCCGCCAGCACCUGCACGACCCGGUGCCGGUGGCGGAGGCCGCCAGGCGCACCCAAGACUGGCUUGCCAGCACCGCAGUGGGCGCACAGGACGGCGUGCCGCCGCCGCCGCCGGCCAAUGGCGGGCAUGACCCCUCCAUCUUGCCCAACGGCGGCGCCUAUGGCGGCAUUAAGUCGGCUCUGAAGCGCGACCCCUCCCUGCGCCUGAGUCCGCACCCGACCGCCUACAGCCACCCGCCCUCGGCGGCGGCGCAGCCAUGGCAGCAGCAGCAGCAGCAGCAGCAGCAGCAGCAGCAGGCUCCGCAGGAGCAGCAGCAGCCGCCCUCGCGCUCGCCCUCGCCGCCGCCGGCCAUCAGCCGCGCACCCAGCACUCGGUACACGCGGUUCGCCGACGAGCCCAACUCGCCCAACUCGCGCUCGCCCUCGCCCUCGCCUCUGGCGCGCAGCGCCAGCCAGCGCCGCAACAGCACCGGCGCCGGCGGCGAAGAGUCCUCCCCGAGCGGCACCGGCGCGUCCACCAGCCAGUCGGGCAUGGCGCGCGCGCCGUCCUUGAACCGCACGCCGUCGCUCAGCCGCACGCCCUCGCUGAUGCGGUCAAGCAGCCGGCGUGGCCCGGUGCCGCCGGAGCUCCUGGACGCCAGCAACGGCCCCGUGCCGCUGUGGCGCAUCGCCUCCUUCAAUCGGCAGCUGUCCGUGGCGCAGCCCUCCAUGGUGCGCCGCCAGCGGUCCAUCACGUCGCAGAACAGCGGUGGCGCUGGCGGCGCCGGCGACGACGGCGGGACGUCGUCGCACCGCAGCAGCUCGCGGCGGCAGCGCGAGAGCAGCAAGUCAAAGGCGCGGCGCGAGGCGGCGGCGCUGCAGGCCAAGAUGGCCAACGGGCCGCCACCCAGCCCGCUGGCGCUGAUGAGCGCGCGGAUGCUGCAAGAGGCGGGCGACAAGCUGCAGCCGGCGCCGCGCCUGCCCACCGGUCGCGCGUUCUUCGUGCCGCUGCGGCCCGACCUGCGACUGGACAUCUACGAGCAUGAGAACACCGCCAGCACCGCCAGCGGCAUGUCGCUCCCCGACAGCCGCGACCUGUAGCGGAUCAACACCACCGACAUGGGCAGCGACAGGUCGGCAGCAACAGGCUCCGCCGCCGGCGGCUGGGGCCGCUAAGGCGAGGCGGCGGGUGCUAAGCGAUUGCUGCGGCGGUCGCGAGCAGCGGUGAGCGUGGCACGCACCGGAGGGGCGGGCAGGUGUGUGUGCGGCGGCGCGGAGGAAAGGAGUGGGAGGGAGCCGCAUAAAGAAACAUUGGCAUGAACUUGUCUGCGUUCCUUGCGGGAUCGCGAGGCAACAGCUGAUUUCGUUUUGAGCUGCAUUGUGUAUGGACAGAUGAGCCUGGGAAACCACAGGGCCGAAGCAUGAGCGCGAUGGGGCAGGGUGGGGGUCGGCCCGAGUAUGACACCAAAUGUCGUGAGCUACACUGGGCGUAUGUGAGAAGUGUCUGUGCUUGCAUGACACACGGCUGGUGGCGAACAGUGUGCGAAUCCUAUAUUGAUUGCAACGCGCACAACAGAAAGACACUCGAGGCGAGUGUACAUGUUUAUUCGACACUGUGCAGAAGCGUAAGUGGGCGUCGCGUGCCGCAGUUUACUCCACAUGGAUUGUGCUGUGAGCAGCAUUUGGGUGGGAGCGGCAAGUGACCUUGAACCGUGCUGGAUGGGGGGGGGGCAAAAGGCAGCGCUGUGGUGCAACCGCUUCAGCGCGCAUCACUUUCCUACUUGGAUGCAUUGAGGCCGUACACAAUGCAAGCAAAUCGCUGCUCCGGCGUGCGCUGCAUGUGGGUCGCUGAACUUUGGUGCGAGAAUCGUGGUGGACUCGCCUGCACUUAUUAUUUGAUGCGAGCAGUCCGAAAGGGGCCCGCGAGUUGGAAUCAUCCUUCAAUUGAUUGGCCCAACAGGCCUUUGAGAGCUGCGCGGGGCGUAGCUGCGGGGGGGCAGAUUAAUCCGUAUCUGUGGCGUGAUUGGGGUGAUGGAUAACGUGACUCGUAAUUGCAUUGGUCUUGGUAUUGGCGUAAAGGGGGGGUAGUGGGGCCAGGCCCUGUGGAUUUGUGCCGGCUGUCUGGGUUGCCGGUUGCGCCGAAAGCUUGGGGUCAGGUGCACGGUUCAGCUGCCACGUUGAGGUUACUAGAGGACACGAAGGAUGCGGUGUAGCGCGGUCGCGGCGACGCGGGCUGCAUGGUCGCAUUUGAGUUUGCUGUUUGGUAUGGACGGCCAGGAUACAGCAGUAUACGAUGCAUGUAACAAGUCUGUCGC
Chlamydomonas reinhardtii is the source of this 5183-nucleotide messenger RNA. RefSeq lists its product as uncharacterized. NCBI's taxonomy places the organism in Eukaryota, Viridiplantae, Chlorophyta, Chlorophyceae, Chlamydomonadales, Chlamydomonadaceae. The coding region runs from base 70 to 3969 and encodes 1299 amino acids. The transcript has 10 exons. The record is from RefSeq and is a predicted model, not a curated record.